Pyrgilauda ruficollis (rufous-necked snowfinch) is the source of this 3435-nucleotide messenger RNA. RefSeq lists its product as uncharacterized. NCBI's taxonomy places the organism in Eukaryota, Metazoa, Chordata, Aves, Passeriformes, Passeridae. The transcript has 4 exons. The record is from RefSeq and is a predicted model, not a curated record. Bases 2069 to 3028 code for a protein of 319 amino acids.
GAAAUAAAGGAAAGGGUUAAAAUCAUCCAAGAGCACACUUAUCUUCGGAGAGACCUCUCAAAUACCUUCUCCAUUAAAUCAGCCUGUUGCGUAUUCACAGAAUUUAUGCAUAUUCAUAUUUCUCUAUAAACUAGCUUACCUAUUCCAUUUCGCAUGGUCCCUCCUUGGUCUUGGUUUUGAGAGUACGCGUGUUUCUUGGCUGUGGUUUUGGUCCGUUCUCUUUGUCACUUCCAUGUUGGGCCUUGAUCCAUGCUUCCUUCAGACGGCAGAUGCUGAUAGUUGGCAUAUCAAUAGCAGGAUCCUCAGGACAUGUUCACUGGAUGUUAUCCCGACUAAAGAGACAGCUCACUCUUAAUGAUAUCAGCUACCACUACUACCAUGUCUAAGUUUUUGUUAAUAGCAGAAAUAAAAGCAAAGUUAUUUUAACAUUGUACACGUAGCAUUCAUCUUAAUAUUUGUGAAAAUACAACAAUAUAAUAUGUAUUUAUAACAUAUCCAAACGAAACCACCCCUGGUACAACUUGAGGCCACUUCCCCUUAUCCUGUCCCGUGUUCGCUGGGAGCAGAGCCUAACCUGUCUGCACUCAGUGUUUAACAUUUUUCUCUCUCAGUUAUGGCAAAGCCAUAAAGGCUAACUGAUCCCAAAAUCCUGCACGCCCUUAUUCUCAUAACAGCUAUCAUCUCUCCAGGGGUGGGCGGGUAAGGUCACUGACCCAGCAGAAAAGUAAUACUACUGUAAAAGUUUGCUGGCAGCGGUUAGCUGAAGCAGGCUCGCGCAGGGCUGCGGCCGCAGGGCCAGCCCCAGGACGGGGUCCGGCGGCUCUGAUCCGCUGCCAGGGGCUGCCAGCAGCUGGCAGGACUGAGCCUUUAAGCCAGGCGUGAACGAAGAGAGACGUUUUAACAUCUCAUUUGGGGGCACUAGCAGAGAUGAGAGCAGCUCAGAGCACUGUCCGCUGCAGUUUCAGAGGCAAUGGCCCCGCUGUGGCCCCUGCCCGCCGCCGGAGCACGGCUGGCACGGCAGCCACCAUCCCCCGCAGGGACCGAGCUGGUGCUUCCAGGGCUGGAGGGGACCUGUGGGGACGGCAGCGCUGCCUCCUGUGAGGCUUCUCCUCCAUGCUCUGGCACGGGUGUGACCAGCCACGCCAGGGCUGUGCUCCGGGACGGGACAGACGGGUCUGUGCCCUAAGGUGAAGCCGCUCCUGGCGGCCCUGCAGCGCCGCUGCCCCGAAAGGGUUACGAGAAGGGCUCCGCCCUUCCUGUACAUCGGUGUCCGCUUGGGUGACCUUCCCGGCAGCCCUUGCUGGCUCUGCCCCAACCGAACAAAGACGACAGGAGGUUUUCAAACAGCCGCUUCCCUGAAAGUUGGCUGCGGUAGAGCUGGGCUGCGCUGGCUGCUCCCGGCCGCCGGAGAACGCGGCAGCGAGUUGGUGCCGUCGCCUGAGAGGACCCCGGCAGCCGUCGGGAGUCCCUGUACAGGACGGUGUCCUCCCCAGACCCAAGGGCAGGCUCUGCAGCACCAGCAGUUCCCACGUGGAGUUUCUACAGUUCUGCUUGCCGUGACCUUUUGGGCCACCAGGGAGACACAGUGGAGUCCUGCCAGCCUCGUGCGAUGACCCAUCACUUGCCAGGACUCUCUCCAGGCUUCCUGAGACACUGAGUUGCUGCUUCUGAUUCCUCACUGCUGCUGGCAGGGUGGGAUUGAUAUCCAGUUCAGGACACUGGGAAGAGCCAAGCCCAUCACCAUCCUCUGUGCCCUUGGCAGACUGGGGGACCAAGCUGGACCCCUCUCUCUAAAGGGGCUCCACGUGAGCGAGGGACAGGCGUGGGGCUGUCCAUAUUCACUCUGGUGGGAAGAGCCACCUCCUUCACCCUUUCCACCUGGGAACUGUGUCACUGCUGGGGAUGGCACCACAUGGACUCAGAGCAAGGACCAGGAGCCUGGCAGCAAGGCACUAGCUGAGCCUGAGCACCAUCACGGGGCAUAGAGCUGCCUGGGGGGUGCCAGCAUCCCCACCACGGAUGCACUCCGGGGAUGUAGGUGCCGGGCACAGGAGGAGUCCCGGCAGCAAUGGGCCGGCUGGAUGACCAUGCCAAGAGGAGGAUCGUGGAGCUGCGCAGGGCUGGGCUGAGCUUCCGCAAGAUCAAGAAGGUGCUGGAGCUGGAUGACAUCCGGGUGACGCCGCAGGCCGUGUACCUCUUCCUCAAGAGGAAGAGUGUGGAGCCGGGGUCAGUGGCACCUGGCUGGGAUGGGGACCAGCCCUGGCCCCCGCUGCAGGGGCAUGAGGCUGAGCCCCCCAGGCUGCUGGGCACCCAGCACCCUGCACUGCCCACCGGGGAUCCUAUGGGCAGCCAGGCGCCCUGCAGUGCUGGCAGCCAGGACACCAAGGAAGGCAUCCAGAUUGUCAGUGUGGCCUCACUCCGCAAGGACGGUGGGCAGCUUGGGGACACUGUGGCUACGGGGCUGGCCCCUGGAAAUGGUGAUGACAGCUCCUCAGGCACAGCCCUGGCUCCAGGGACUGCUCUGGGGGGCCUUGCCCCCCUGCCCCAGCCACUGCCCAGCCGAGGGCAGCUGGUCAUGCCUCCCACCCAGAACUCAGCCCUGAUGGUGAAAAAGAAGACAGUGGACAGGGCUAUCCUCUUGCAGAAAAAGGUCAAAGAUGCCAGCACUCAGACUGCCUUGCCAAACUCUGUGGAUCCAGAAAAUCGCAGCCUUGCUUGGGACGGACCAGUGCCCCCAGCUGCUCCCAGCUGCCCUGCCAUCACCGAGAAGCUGGAUGCUGUACAGAUGGAGGUGCAGAAGCUGAGCCAGGCCCUGCAUGCGGUGCUGGAGCGGCAGUGCCGCCUGGAACGCCAGCAGGAGCACCAGCAGCGGCUGCAGCAGGAGGUGCUGAUGACACUGCAGCAGCUCAGCUCCACCAUGAGCCACGGCGCUGUGCCAGCCACCCAGUCCUGCGGCCCCUUCAGCAGCAUGGCCGAGCCCUCACCCAGCAUGCCAAACUUCAGCCAGUUCAAGAUGGAGCUGAUGUGAGCCCCCACAAGGCCUGUGUGCGGCAGCAGUACUGUGCUAGUGGAAGAACUGUCUCUCAGAGGCUGCCAAGGAUUACAUGCAGCACCCAGCAGAACGUCCCUGGUGCCUCAUGUUCCCAGCCCUGCUGACUGGAAGGGACUGCCUGGCACAAGAGGCUGGACAGUGGAAGACUGAGGCCUUGCUCCUCCUGUGCUGCUGAUCCUGUGGCACUGGAGCUGACUGGGGCCCAUGGACCUCAGCAGAAGGCAGUUGCCUGCAAGGAGAAGAUGCAGCUAACGUGGACACAGAAGGGAGGUGGGACUCCAAGGAUACAGGAAGCUUCCUUCCCAUGAGGGUCAAUGCCAUGAAGAUCAAUCUUGCCCUCCCCUCCACAGAAGCUUGUUCAGUAAAAAUGUGUUUAUGCCAUG